AUGUCAAGUGAGAAGAACCAAGGGCUUCGUGACAACGUCCUAUGUACUGCUGUGCUUGAGAAUCAACUUGUGCAGACGGCUUCUCAGGCUCGUCGCCAGAUUCUCCGUGGCACAUCUUAUGCCACCCAAGCUCAGGGCACGCUGGCAGCCGAAGCCAACGAAAGUAGAUUCAAGGAAAUUGGGUUGUUCAAGCAUGGUCCAGCAAGGACCCGGAAACUAAGACAAGCCGGUCUGCAACAGGCGUGCCUGGGCGUUGGAGCCCUGCAGAAUUUGCGAUGCACCUAUAUCGAUGACUCGAAACCGCCUUGGAGAGAGUUGCGCCGGAGCGUGUCAAGUGAGAAGAACCAAGGGCUUCGUGACAACGUCCUAUGUACUGCUGUGCUUGAGAAUCAACUUGUGCAGACGGCUUCUCAGGCUCGUCGCCAGAUUCUCCGUGGCACAUCUUAUGCCACCCAAGUUCAGGGCACGCUGGCAGCCGAAGCCAACGAAAGUAGAUUCAAGGAAACUGGGUUGUUCAAGCAUGGUCCAGCAAGGAUCCGGAAACUAAGAGAAGCAGCCUUGCGUUGCAGAGCGGCGUGCCUAGGCGUCCGCUUCCUGCUUUUGCGAUGCAUCUAUAUCGGCGACUUGAGUCUGGCCACAGCGCAGAAGACCCGAGCCCAUGCUAGGCUCGUGCUGUGUUCGCACGCCCCCAGAGGAGAUGCUUGCAUCCACGUGCCGGCGCGGCAGAAUGUCAAGUGCCAUGGCACGAUCUCAGAGGGUGCAUUGAGUACGCGUGCCACGACAGCGUCUGAUCAUCGCUGCGCCUGCGGCCGAGUGACAGACGAUGCCGCGAUGUGCCGGGUGAAUCAUGUUGCCCUGCCUCAUCGCUGA
Symbiodinium natans is the source of this 870-nucleotide messenger RNA. NCBI's taxonomy places the organism in Eukaryota, Dinophyceae, Suessiales, Symbiodiniaceae. The record is from the annotation of a GenBank genome assembly.